Messenger RNA from Emiliania huxleyi CCMP1516, 449 nucleotides. RefSeq lists its product as hypothetical. The record is from RefSeq and is a predicted model, not a curated record. Bases 45 to 449 code for a protein of 134 amino acids. The transcript has a single exon. NCBI's taxonomy places the organism in Eukaryota, Haptophyta, Isochrysidales, Noelaerhabdaceae.
CGCGGCUCGUGGUCGGGCUGGCGUACGAGCGGAAGAAGAAGCGGAUGCCGCUCGCAGAGGCGCUGCCGCGGCUGGAGGCGCUAGUCGAAGCGGCGGGGGAGGUGGAGGAGACGGCUGGGGCCGAGGAGCGCCUGUGUGACCUCUGCUGGGACGCGCCGCGCUCGGUCCGCUUCACGUGCGGCCACGCGCUGUACUGCGAGGCGUGUGUGCCGCGCGUGCUGGAGCGCGACGGCAACUGCCCGGCCUGCCGCCAGCCGGCGCUGCCCAUCGCCGCAAUUGGGCGGCUGGUGGCGGAGCAGGCGACGUUUGUCCACCAGCCGCCCUCGCGCCCCGCGCCCCAGGCUCAGCCCGUGGGCGCCACGGCGACGGUCGGUGGGCGAGGGGGGCGAGGGGGGCGUGGACGUGGCGGGCGGGGUGGGCGGGGUGCGGGGCGCGGCGGCUCUGCUUAG